This is a messenger RNA of Mytilus californianus (California mussel), 3109 nucleotides long. RefSeq names its product prolactin-releasing peptide receptor-like. NCBI's taxonomy places the organism in Eukaryota, Metazoa, Mollusca, Bivalvia, Mytilida, Mytilidae. Gene Ontology annotation, cellular component: membrane. The transcript has 3 exons. Gene Ontology annotation, molecular function: G protein-coupled receptor activity. The record is from RefSeq and is a predicted model, not a curated record. Gene Ontology annotation, biological process: G protein-coupled receptor signaling pathway. The coding region runs from base 198 to 1622 and encodes 474 amino acids.
ACAGGCAAAGUAACAUACAAAGGUACAUGUCUUCUUUACCCAACUUCAUUCUUAGGGAUGUAUAUACCACGUAUUGACGAUGUUUAGUUCCGACAGAAAUUCCUCUGCAGCAUGUACGAUAUUCUUACAGGAAAAUAGAUAAUCAGGAAUUUACUUUUUAUCUUUUAUCCCUAUUUUUAUAGAUAUGGAAAUAAAUCAUGACAUUUAUAAAUGACUAUAACUCUUCUACAAAUUUUCUGGACCAAAAUCAUAUUAAUGUUUCAACAUGUUUACUGGAUUAUAAUUCAACAUUUGGUAAAAAUUGUGAUUUGAAGUUAAAUGGAAGUAAUAACUCUUCAAGUUUUAGGAAUAAUUCCAAUAUUUACGUUUAUCCGCCAAUUCCAGAAGAUGGACUCAUAGGAUUGAUCGUUUUAUAUUCAUUGACUACUCUUUUAUCUAUAGCAGGGAAUUUAUUUGUUGUUAUUGUUUUUGCGAGGGGACGAAGAUCAAGGACAGACUUACGGAUUUACCUGAUUAAUUUAGCAGCAUCCGAUUUAGUUUUGGCGAUAUUUUGCAUGCCAUUUACGUUUGCGGACGUUAUUUGUCAGCGUUGGGUGUUUCCCGAUAUAAUGUGUCCCCUUGUUUUAUUUCUGCAACCCUUGUCAGUCGCUGCUAGUGUUUUUACAAAUAUGGCGAUUGGAGUAGACAGAUUCAUCGCCGUUAUGUUUCCGUUACACCGCCGUUUGACUUACAGACGUGGAAAAUAUGUCAUUUGCAUUGUUUGGAUUUGUGCGAUAUCAUUAGCAUCGAUACAGUUAUUUGUAGGAAAAACUAAAAAAAUCUCGAACGAAAUAACUGUUUGUGACGAACAUUGGCCGCCAUAUCUAUCCCGUAAAAUUUAUACGGUUUUCAUUUUGUUACUGACCUAUAUCAUUCCGUUAACGAUACUUUCAAUAACAUAUUUAGUCAUUGGCAUCAUUCUUUGGAAAAGGACAGCACCUGGUAACUGUCAUGUCGAACGAGAUAUGCAUCAGCUGAGGGCAAAAAUAAAGGUUGUGAAGAUGUUGGUUAUAGUUGUAGCUAUUUUUGGACUUUGUUGGCUGCCUCUUCACGGAUUGAAUAUGGCCAGAGAUACCAACCCAGAAAUAAUGAAAUUCCAGUCUCAGAAAGAAUAUUAUGUGUUUCUAGGAUUAUAUUUAACAGCCCAUUGGCUAGCUAUGAGUAAUAGUUUUGCCAACCCAAUUAUAUAUGGAUUUACGAACGAAAGUUUUCGGGCAGAUCUUAUUGUAAUGUUACACAACUGGUUACCAUGUUGCGCUUGUUUGAGAGAGCUAAUGAUGAGAAGUUACAGUCUGUCAACAUAUGAUAGUAUGAUGUAUACCAAACGAAAUGCAAGUCAACUCAGACAAACCAGUUGUAACAUAAGCCAUAGGAAAAUGUCCGGACGUCGGCCAUCUAGAAGUAUAAAUGGACUCAGGAAAAUUGGUAUGGAAGCAAGCAGACCUCCUUCGGAAUAUGGAUUUCAAAAUGGAAAGAUGGAUUCUGUUGAUUUAUCAUCUAAACAUUACAACUUGUCAGAACCAAACCUUGCAAUUCCUGGAGUACUUACUAUUAACGAUGAAACCCAGUCCUCUCGUUUUUAAUUAAAAAAUAUUUAAUCAUUUAUAAUAUGUAAAGCUUCCAUAAGCAAAUGUUUCCAUUGGUGAAAGUAAAUACUCGCCAAAAAAUGUUGUCAGGAAAAAAUAACAUAAUCUCCCUCAAAUGCCUCAAUUUUCAUAUGAAUUUUCAAAAUAUGAGCUGGAAAUGGACAUCAAAAAUAUGAAACCUUGUAUACAUCCUUGGCUUUUAAAUGAUUUGGUUUGAGCGUUCCAUGUGAAGGUAAAUCCGUCACAAUUUAUAAAGACUUAUUUUGAUUGUAUGAACAAAUAAAGGAUUUUUUCCAAAAAAGGUCAAAAGUGAAUUUAUGAGUCCGUUUUUUUAUUCAAUAUUGUCAAAAGACUAGCGUUAAAACAUACCCCCAAAAAUUACUGUUCUGCACUUAUUAAAAAGAGUGUUCCUUCCAUACAAAUAUUGAAACGAAACGGAUUUUUUUAUAUUUUAUUGUCCAAUUGUUAAGCAUACUUGGGUCAGGCAAAACAAACCAUCAAGCAGGAUCUUGAUAAAUCUUUUGUUUUAGAGUAGAUGCAAAUUCUUAUAUUUUGAUCUUGUUCAUCAAUCUAUUUAUAAAAAAAAUCAUUGUUUAAACUUGUUUUCGUAAGGAUAUUAUCUAUUAUGGUUUGUCAAUAGAAGUGGUUUGAAAACUUAAAUCGAUUUUGUUUUUGAUACCGAUGUCGACUGUGUAAAUGAAAAGUCGACUUGAUUACUGCACAACGGUAAAUAUACAAAAAUGUAUAUGGUAUGAUAAUUGUCCUUCACUUAGUCUAGGUCGCCCCCGAAGUUGUAUAACAUAACAAAUGUCUUAAAUCCUUUCAAAAUAUUGUUAAUUUUAUUGCCAAGUUUAUACGAAAAUAAAGACUCGCAUAUAGUGCAGAGAGGCUAGCUUGAACGUCACUGUGCAAUCAUAAACAUUUGUCCUUUAUGUGUUAUUACGCAUACAGUUGUUUUGUAAAAUAAAACAUUAGCAACAGCUUUUCCAAAGAAGAUAAAACUCAAAUUAGCAUCUUUGUACGAGAUAUCUUGUAGCCAAAUAUUUUUUGUGUAAGGCUGUUCCUCAUAUUUAAAAUGUCAAAUCAAAACCAUACAUAUAGACAGCGAGAGAUCAGUAAAAGCUAAUUCUUUGUAUAGUUAAAAAUAAAAUCAAAGUCGCUCAUGCAGCUUCUUUUCCAUUCGAAGCGCUUUCCUUAAAUAACCUUUAUCAGGAACAUUCUGUCAAAAAUUUAGACAGCCAAUGUCCUAUUGAAACAAGGAGGGGUAAUCUAAUAAAUCGUCAGAUUGUCUACCGGAUAAAGAACUUUGGUUUUGUUGAAUGAACAAAAUGCAAUGGAAAAUUGUGACCAAUGCAAAGCACCGACAUCUCGGGCGAAGUGCACAGCUGUGUUAUGUCAUUUGAUUUUUUUUCAAUUCAAGUUUGUUAUUGUUAAAAUCUGUGUGAUAUAAUUCAAUUGUUGUGUUAUUAAAUGUAUAUGAUUUG